Verruconis gallopava is the source of this 3026-nucleotide messenger RNA. RefSeq lists its product as uncharacterized. The record is from RefSeq and is a predicted model, not a curated record. Bases 95 to 2947 code for a protein of 950 amino acids. Gene Ontology annotation, molecular function: calcium-activated cation channel activity. The transcript is spliced from 4 exons. Lineage: Eukaryota; Fungi; Ascomycota; Dothideomycetes; Venturiales; Sympoventuriaceae. Gene Ontology annotation, cellular component: plasma membrane.
UGUUACUCUUCCCAACAUUUUACUCUAAAUUCUUCUUCUUUGUUAUUAUUAUAGUUAUCUCUCUCUUCCUGAUACCGUCGAUCUACUUCUAGAAAUGAAGAUUUUCCUAACUACUCGUCAGGCUCAAACCCAUGCCGACCAAUUUUUGGAUUUGAUAUCUAAUCCUUUUCAAAGUCAAAUUCAGGUCAAUUCCAUUUACGCUUCAAUAAUUUGGGCCUUUGCAGUUUCUGGGGCUUUGUUUUUCCUCUUUGUUCUUCUUCGGCCACGGAACAGCAGAGUAUAUGCACCACGAGCAAAGCAUGCAGACACUCGACAUGCCCCCGUGCAGCUCGGGAAGACUCCUUUUGCCUGGAUUCGAGCCGUACACAGGAUUGAUGAACAUGAGUUGGUUGAGCGAUUGGGUCUUGACGCUGUUGUGUUUCUUCGUUUUCUUCGCAUGCUGCGAGACAUUUUUCUCAUCUUCACGGUCAUCGGAUGCGGUACGCUGGUCCCACUGACUUUGGUAGGAGGGCAUUCACUUUACAAGCAAUGGUCUAGUGUGGCAACCCUGAUGAAAUUUACACCUCAAUACAUCUUCGGGCAGAAGUUUUGGGGAUACGUUGCAAUAGCCUACAUUUUCCAGCUCGUUUUGUUUUUCUUCAUUUGGAAGAAUUAUCAAGCCGUUCUCGUCUUAAGAAGACGUUAUUUUGAAUCACGCGAUUACCGGUUAAGUCUCCACGCUCGGACGUUGCUGAUCAGACAUAUUCCUAGUGCUUAUCAGAGUGAUGAAGGCUUGCAUCGGAUAAUCCAUGACAUCAAGUCGUCCUAUGACGUACCAAAGGUUGUGGUAGCCCGAAACACGGGAAUGCUUCCUGAUCUCAUAGAAAAGCACGACCAGGCUGUUAGACAACUGGAAAAAUAUCUCGCAAAAUAUUUUUCGGACCCAAGUCGAUGCCCAUCAACACGUCCGCAGUGCAAAGUUGCAGAAGAGGAUCAAGGAAUGUAUGGCCAACUCAGGGCCGACGCCAUUGAGUAUCUGCAGUAUCGUAUUAGACGCCUACGCCUGGAGAUCGACGAAAUGAGGCAAAGAAUUGACUCAAAUGAUACCUUAUCUUUUGGAUUCGCGAGUUAUACGCAUAUUGAAGAUGCUCAUGCGGUUGCGUACGCCACCCGAAAGAAAGCUCCCCAUCAAUCGAUCAUUUCUUUAGCACCGAAACCACACGAUCUCAUUUGGCAAAACCUAGAUAUGUCGCGAGCAACUCGGCGAACCCGCCAAUUUUGGGACAGUCUUUGGAUGAUCUUGCUCACGAUCGCAUAUGUUCCAGUCAACGUUCUUUCUGCCGUCUUCUUGUCCGAUUUUUCGCAUCUCGGACUUCUCUGGCCCGCAUUCAUGCGUAACCUUGAGGCACACCCAGUCAGUUGGGGAAUCGCGCAGGGUAUUGUUGCUCCUACUUUCCAAUACUUGAUCUUCCUUGGAUUGCCUUCAUUGUUCAGACGUCUGUAUAAUCACGCCGGGGACACGUCAAAAACAUCGCGAGAGCGUCAUGUUAUGUCUCGACUUUACGCAUUUUUCGUGUUCAACAAUCUAAUAGUGUUUUCGGUCUUUGGAUCUGCCUUCCGUUUCCUUGCGUCGGUAAUCGAAGCCCAGGAUCAAAGUGUCUGGGACGCUAUCAAACACGCACAUGUCUUUACAAAUCUGAUGGCUGGACUCUGCAACGUAUCGACAUUUUGGCUCACGUAUCAAAUGCAACAAAAUCUUGGAGCAGCAGUUGAUAUAGCACAACUGAUGCCUUUAUUACUUGGCUGGUUCAAACGCAAGUUCACACAUCCGACUCCUCGUGAACUCAUCGAGUCAACUGCGCCACCACCACUUGACUACGCUAGCUACUAUAAUAGUUACCUCUACGUAGCUACAGUCGGCAUGGCCAUAGGCAUUCUACAGCCAAUUAUAUUCCCAAUCACGGCUUUCUAUCUCUUUAUCGAGCUAUUUUUCAAACGCUACAUGCUACAGUACAUUGUCAUAACAAAGAUCGAAUCUGGAGGCUCCUUUUGGCGCACAGUUAUAAAUCGCCUGCUGGCCGCGAAUGUCUUUUGCAAUGCAGUUGUAGCCCUGAUUGUUGGAGCUCAAGGUGUUGGCUCACACGACUUAAUUCAAGAUGAGGCAGCGAACGCCUCUAUGCUUUACGCAUUAAUACCCCUUCCCUUCCUAAUUUGGGCGUUUAAAUGGGUCUGUUCACGAACUUUUGAUGAUAAACUACGGUACUUCUCGACGGUGGCGAAGUCAGACAUGGAAGAUGUGGAUCAUAUGCUUCGAAAAUACAGGAAAAACGAUAGGGUUGCCGUGCGAUUUGGCCAUCCAGCGCUGUACAAAAAGCUUUUAACGCCAAUGGUGGAUGCCAAGGCUGAAAACAUGCUGAAUCAGGUAUUGUCACCAGAUUUUCAAGAUAAGUCUAUCGCUGGAGGCGCAACGGCUUAUUCCAGGCUUGGAUACAGCGAUGUUUUUAUAGGAAAUGCAGAAGACGGGCAGAAGCCUGAGACUGGUGGGAACGCUGAGAUGGAACAGCCUUUUGAGCUUGUGCAGGAAGAGGAUAUGGACUUUGAGAAAUUCAAGCGCAGAGCUGAGUUCAGGGACGAAUUUGGAGGCGAUGGUGAGCUCUACGGGAACCCUGAGGAUUUAAUCAGCCGCAGCGGUACUCCAUCUACCUUGCGUACGCUGACGCCAGAUUUGCCGAAGGAAUUCAGAAGGAAGCCAGUGGAGCCAAGCCAGCUUCAGGGAGUCAGCUUGCCGAAGGACGAAAUGCAGGAUGUUGCAAUAAGUGAAGGUCACGAAGAUAGUGUUUUCCAGCCAACUUCGGCGCUGCAUGAAGACAAUGGGAGAGCGAGCUCUAUUGAUAUAGAUUUCCCAAGACCUGAGCUUGAUAGCCAGGAAAUCUUCACAACUGCUCUUGCUCACGGGCAGACUAAAUAGAAAACGCGCGAUUACAGACAAUUUAUGUACUGUCAACUAGAUAUUAGAAGUAAUGCAACGUACAAUGAGGGAUAUUGGG